Messenger RNA from Rhodofomes roseus, 1043 nucleotides. Its product is annotated as inosine triphosphate pyrophosphatase-like protein. Gene Ontology annotation, molecular function: nucleoside triphosphate diphosphatase activity. The transcript is spliced from 5 exons. Gene Ontology annotation, cellular component: cytoplasm. Gene Ontology annotation, biological process: nucleoside triphosphate catabolic process. The record is from RefSeq and is a predicted model, not a curated record. NCBI's taxonomy places the organism in Eukaryota, Fungi, Basidiomycota, Agaricomycetes, Polyporales, Fomitopsidaceae. The coding region runs from base 147 to 713 and encodes 188 amino acids.
CCAUGAUCGCGUCCGAGUGUCAGACUCAGAAGCCGAGAAGCCUCGAGUCACCCUGACCAAAAGUCUAUCGCUAGUUGUUCAUAAGAAGGUGACGUAUCGAGGCGGUCUAACACCGAAGAGAACUCUACAGCACGACGCACUCGACAAUGGCCUCCAAACGCCUCAUCUUCGUGACAGGCAAUGCGAACAAGCUCAAGGAAGUUCGCGCCAUCCUCGCACAGUCAGGCGUAGAGAUCGACUCACAGGAACUCGAUAUUCCUGAAGUACAGGGAAGCACCCAGGAAGUGGCCAUCGCUAAAUGCAAGCGUGCAGCUGAACUACUCGGCGGACCCUGCAUUACCGAAGACACUGCCCUAUGCUUUGAGGCACUCAACGGACUGCCUGGACCGUAUAUCAAGUACUUCAUGAAGGAGAUCGGACAUGAUGGACUCAAUAAGUUACUCAUUGGCUUCCCGACGACCAACGCAUGGGCUCUCUGCACCUUUGCCUACAGCGCUGGACCAGGAACAGAGCCCAUCCUAUUUGAGGGUCAGACAGAUGGCCGCAUCGUGCCCGCGAGGGGCGAAACGAAGUUUGGCUGGGAUCCUGUUUUCGAGCCAAAGGGGUUCGAUCAGACGUACGCCGAGAUGAGCGCUGAGGUGAAGAACAAGAUCUCCCACCGAUAUCGAGCCCUAGAGAAACUACAAGAGUACCUUCGUACUUUAGGGGCUUAGAGUGAACUUCAUGUCUACAUCAGCGGUGGUCAUUCUCAUGGACAGACGUCGGGAGAGUGAGGCUGAAGACCAGUGUACGUUGAUUGAUAGCGGCGCGAUGAAUAGAUAUCAAUGUCAAAGGGUAACGGAGAUGAAUUCAUAGCCUCGCUUUUGAACUCUCCUUGUGUGUCAACUUCUGCUUCCGGGAGGUCUGGAAAGGUGCGAUGGUAUGCACGGCGGAGACGAGUAGCUUUGACGUUCUCUUGUCAUACACCUGCAAUGGCCAAUUCAUAACGCGCUUGACGUCGACCCGUGGCCCUCGAGACUUACCUCUGCGCGAGCGGCUGUAAU